AUGAAGAUUCUAGCUUCGCUUGCAGUCAUAAGAGGGAUACAGGCUCAAGAAUUAACGGAAGCAACUGCUCCUGAAUGGACAGGAAUACAAGUCAACGCUCCAUCUGACGAUGUCAAUAUCGGUAAUCAAGCUUAUCUUACUGAUUACUACCUGAGACCAUCUGAUGCGGUUGCCCUCGCUGAAGCCGGAUUCACAGCUGAGAAUGCUCGAAUUAUGACCCCCGAAGAUGGAUACACUGAACCAGAAGACAACGGAUCGGCUCCUCGAGGAUUAACAAACUCAAACAAAUGGCGGCCUCUAGUUCAAGGCGGACCCGUGACAGUCCCAUAUUAUGUUCACAGCACCGCAAUUAACUUUCAUAGUCUGAUCCAGACCUCUCUGGCGUCCUUGGCCAAUGACCUUGCAUGUUUUUCGAUGCCUGAAGUCACUGACGGGGAAAUCGGCUCAACAUCUUACGAAAAUGGAAUCGUUUUCGUCGGUCACAAUGACGGUUGCUACUCUGCUCUUGGUCUUGCCCCAGGUGCGCAUUUUGGAACACUGGGAGUCAGUAGCAUCGCCUCUUUCGGCGUUCCGUCGACUUGGCAAGUCAUUGCGUUGGACCCUGGUUGUACUCCAGAUAAUCCGUCGACCGUCCAGCACGAAAUGCUUCACGCACUGGGAGUUCUCCACGAGCACCAGCGGCCUGACAGAGAUACGUAUAUCAUCUUCGAUCCUUCCGCAACCAACAUGCCGAGUCAGUUUGAUCUUAUCUCGUCCAAUCAGUGGUUUGACAUGGGAAGUCCCUUGGAAAUCGAGUCCGUUAUGACUUAUUGCUCUUUCUGCGGCGCAAAUGGCAACUCUCCAGUUAUGACCAUCAGAGCGACUGGAGAAACUUUCAAUGAUCAGUACAGAGUGACAACAACUGAUGCGAAGCAGUUGCAACAUGCAUAUUGCGAACUGGACCCAGAAAACUUUCCCGGCUUCACUUACAAGGAAGCAAUCAGUUGUACUUCGAAUGACAAGCUCGGUUUCACCCGGGAAAUUUUCACCGAUCGCCUGUGUGAUAAUGUUCCUGACUGCGGUGGCGGAGAGGAUGAAACUGGGGAACUGAAUAAGUGCAAUCCAAAAACGCCAAAUACAAGCAAUGGUUGCUGCGGCUCCAUCAAUUUCCCUGCACGAGGAGAGUGUGUUUCAAAUGGUGAGGUUUACAACGGCAAAGAUGUCUGGGAGUGCGCCAACAAUGGUGUGAUCGCUUAUUUCAACGGAGCAUGGUACGUCUUUACUGCUGAUUCGUGGCCUCUUGCAGGGGGAUACUCAUACUGGGAUUACGCAGUAAACGACAAUGUAUGUCCUCCCAUCAACGAAGGGUGGAACAGUGGCACUAUUGCUACGUGCGUUUGGGCAGGUGCGGAUACCUCAGACGAAUGCGACCCGGACCCUUGCGAUCCAAAUGCGACCUGUACAGAUUUGCACGAAGACUAUAGAUGUGAAUGUAAUGAGUUUUACACGGGAGAUGGUGAGACUUGCACACUUAUCCCUGAGGUCGAUGAAUGCUCUGAUGGAACUCACGAGUGUGAUCCCAACGCGGUUUGUACGGAUGAAAGAAUCGACUUCACUUGUGAAUGCGCUGAUGGGUUUAAAGAUAGUCACCAGGGCGACGCUCCAGGAAAAUCAUGUGUUCCAGACGAUACUUGUUGCGAAGUCAUCGAAAUCACUAUCUGGUCUGGCCCCCUCGAAUGCACACAAAGCGAGACUCAGACACAAUAUGACCGUCCAAUAUGGGAAUGCGAGGGAAACCAAUUCUUCCUCAAAUAUCAUCCAUCCUUAAACCCUCCAUUUGCUCUCUUCGAUAGUGGAGGAAGUUAUUAUCCCAAUUAUAUGUUUCCAGCGACUCAAGAUGGAUAUUGUAUCGACACAGAAGAUCCCACAACAGCAUUUUCCACCGCCGCACCAACACGACCACCUCCAGUCUGUCUCGAAAAUACGAAUUUUGGUGACGUUUUCGUCUGGGAAAUCGAAAAUGGAAUGGACAAACCCACACCUGAGUCAAAUUUCGAGCUUGAUAUCAACAACUUUGCCGGCGCUAAUGAUUUUGCGGUUACUGGUAAAUCAUGCGAUCCCGGAUAUGCGUGGACAGAUUACGCGGUCUCACUAGAGUUUUAUUGUCUGUUCGGGACCUCCCAAACUCCGGAUGAUUUCCUGGCAACACUCAAUAGCAAUAAUCCCCCUGGUUGGACGACUUUUACAACUGUUGGAUACGCGGACUCGUACAAAUUUGCAUUCGAAAUAGCUACAGAUACAACUGGACUUCAGCCAGCAGGAGCUUAUGAGAUUUGGAUUGCGUUUGUCGGAGAGCUUCAUUUGCGAUUCGAGAAUUUUGACGAUUCUUCUUCUCGAAAACGGCGGUUUGCUGUCCCCGAAAUCGACAUCGACGCAUUCGUCCAAGACGUCGCCGCAAACGCUACUGCUGACUUUCAAUCAUCCAUCGACGCCGGAGACGCUACUGUCGCUGUCACAACAGAAACCACUGUGGAAGUCGAAGUAGUUGCUCCAGUUGAAGAUCCAUUAGAUCCAACUCAGCCACCAGCGACAACUACGACGCCUGGACCGACUACUGCCGUUGAUGAUUGCGUUUUGGACCAGUUCACGGACACGAUUGUCGUCUGCGACGGGGGAAUUCUCGAAGUAGCUGUCCCUGUUUGCGCGAUUGUCAAGGGCGGUUUCGACCCAGCAGCUGUGUUCAUGGGCGAGGACACCUGUACCGGAACCAUUGUCGGUGGCGCACUCGUCUUCCUCGCAGAUAACGACGGCUGUAAUGUCAUGCCUACUGUCAAUGAUACUCACAUUGUCUUCGAAUCGACAAUCAUGACUUCCGGUGGCGGCUUUUCGAAUUCCGUCAUUUCUCGACGAUUUGGACUCGAAAUGGACUUUUCUUGCUCCAUCGAGCGAGAAGUGGUAGUUUCUAUAGAAAAUGGAAUUGAAGUCAACGUCAAUCAUUUCAUCGUCGAUCUUGGUGAGAAGCUGGGAACGUUUGAAACAUCAAUGGGCGUUUUUACCGACGACACGUUUACAACUCCGAUCUCAAUGAACCAUACAUUCAACGUUCCAGAUAUGGUCUACAUCGGCAUCUCUCUCGACAACUCCGACUCUCUGGCAGUCUCUCUUGACACUUGCACGGCUUAUGUCGAGUCUGACACUUCAAGAUCAGCAGGAUACGAUCUCAUCGCUUCUGGUUGCGCUGUCGAUCCAACAACGAACAUAUUGGCUGUCAAUACUGGCCCUUUUGCCGAUUUCGAAUUUGAAAGCUUUCAAUUCGUUGACAGCAGCGAUCCGAUCAUUAUUGAGUGCGACAUCGUCAUUUGCGAUCCUGACCAGAGCGAUUGCAUAACCUGCGCUAGCAGAAAAAGACGAAAUGCAAUGCCGAAUCUCAAUUCUUUCACAGCAAGCGUUACCAUCAACACGCAAAAUAAAAGCAACCCCUAA
Oikopleura dioica is the source of this 3462-nucleotide messenger RNA. The record is from the annotation of a GenBank genome assembly. NCBI's taxonomy places the organism in Eukaryota, Metazoa, Chordata, Appendicularia, Copelata, Oikopleuridae.